Molecule: messenger RNA, 6911 nt
Organism: Gymnodraco acuticeps
Lineage: Eukaryota; Metazoa; Chordata; Actinopteri; Perciformes; Bathydraconidae
Product: kalirin-like
Exons: 27
Coding region: 148-3675 (1175 amino acids)
Biological process (GO): intracellular signal transduction; protein phosphorylation; axon guidance
Cellular component (GO): cytoplasm; postsynaptic density
Molecular function (GO): protein binding; guanyl-nucleotide exchange factor activity; ATP binding
Source: RefSeq, a predicted model, not a curated record
AUGUGUGUGAGUAAUUGAACUGUUUGAUUUACAGGAACAGGAAGAGAGGAGAGCAGGAAGAGCAUCGACCUGGGACCCCCCCUGCAGGACGACAUCAUCGACAAGAGACGCCGCGGUAACAGCGCUAACAUACUCUCCAAGCCUGGGAUGCAGAGCGGGGGGGAAGAGGAGCCGGACGAGGAGCCGCACACCGACCUGCCCCCCCGCAUGGAGAUCAUCAAGGACCAGGAGGACAAGUCUUCCUCCUUGCUAACAUCUCUUCAGUCGUCCUCUGACGUGCCCAGCGCCGCAGAGCUGGUUAGCGCCAUAGAAAAACUGGUUAAAACCAAGAUGACUCUGGAUAAAGGAACGUACCCCGACUUCUCGUCUCUCUCUCCGCCGGAGCAAACCACUCCAGUGCAGCCUCGAAACCCUGAGCUGGAGCAGAGAGCCAAAGCUAUGAGAGGACGGAUGUUUGUCCUUAACGAGCUGAUCCAGACGGAGAAGGACUACGUCAAGGACCUGGGCAUCGUGGUGGAGGGCUUCAUGAAGAGGAUCGAGGAGAAGGGCAUCCCCGACGACAUGAAAGGAAAAGACAAAAUCGUCUUCGGGAACAUCCACCAGAUCUACGACUGGCACAGAGACUUCUUCGUCGGAGAGCUGGAUAAAUGUUUAGACGACCAUGAGCUCCUUCCUGAGCUCUUCAUCAAACAUGAGAGAAGGCUCCACAUGUACGUGAUUUAUUGUCAGAAUAAGCCGAAGUCAGAGUUCAUCGUAGCAGAAUACGAUACAUUCUUCGAGGGGCUCCAGCAUGACGUCCAGUCCAGGUUGUCCAUGAGUGACUUCCUCAUCAAACCAAUCCAGAGAAUCACCAAAUACCAGCUGCUACUGAAGGACUUCCAGAAGUACAGCAGCAAGGCAGGCAUUGACUGUGAACAAAUCGAGAAAGCAGUAGAUUUGAUGUCUCAGGUCCCUAAACUGUGUAAUGACAUGAUGAAUCUGGGUCGUCUGCAGGGAUACGAGGGUAAACUGACCAGUCAGGGCAAGCUGCUCCAGCAGGAAACCUUCUUCGUCACGGAGCAGGACUCCGGCGUCCUGUCGCGCUCCAAAGAGAGACGAGUUUUCCUUUUCGAGCAAAUCGUCAUCUUCAGUGAGCUGCUCAGGAAAGGGUCGUCCACGCCCGGAUACCAGUUCAAGAAGAGCAUCAAAAUAUCCUUCCUGGGUCUGGAGGACAGCAGCGAUAACGAUCAAUGUAAGUUCGUCCUGACGUGUCGCGGCUCGUCGGAGCGCUUCACCCUGCAGGCCGCCAACGUGGACAUCAAACAGAUCUGGGUCCGACACAUCCAGGCCGUCCUGGAUGCUCAGAACAACUUCCUGUCUGCCCUCCAGUCUCCCAUUGAGUACCAGAAGGAGAAGGGCGGAGCAGGCAGCAGCGCCUCGCUGACCAGGAACCGCUCUGGCUCGGGGAACCGUUCUUCUUCUGCAGCGUCGUCUCAAAGCCGCCCGUCAUCAGCCGUCGGCCUCGGAGACAAGGAGACGGAGAGAGGGAGGCCCCAGAUGAAAGGGUCCACCUCCAACGGCGGAUCCACGUGUUUCGAGUCCAGGGACCUUGAAGGCUGUAACGGCGUCUCCUCCACCAUGUUGGUAUCUCAGGACUACUCGGCGCUCAAGGAGAACGAGAUCUGCGUCAGUCAGGGAGAGACCGUCCAGAUCCUGGCCACCAAUCAGCAGAACAUGUACCUUGUUUACCGGCAGGCCAACAGCCAAUCACCUGCCGCAGAGGGCUGGGUGCCGGGACGCAUCCUGGUCCCUCUCACUAAGUCCAUUAAAGACUCUUCUUCUACUUCCUCCUUUCCGACGUCGGUGGCCGAUGCCAACAACAUCAAGAAGUCUCUGUCGUGGAACACACUGCGCGCCAGGAAGCGUGCCGAAGCAAAGGACGGCUCUUUUGUGGGGGUCAGAGGUCAGGAGAACGGCCUCCUCCGUAAGCCCAAAGAAACCACCCCCCCUCCCACGCUCGCCUCCCCCGCCACCAGGGCGAAGGGCAAAGACCUUCACACUUCAGAUGAGUCUGACUGUGACGAUGACCUUGACCCAAAAACUGGCAUGGAGCUUCUCAACCCAAACUUCAUCCAGGAAGUGGCUCCAGAGUUCCUCGUCCCUCUGUCAGACGUGGUGUGUGCGUUCGGGGAGACGGUGGUCCUCUGCUGUAAAGUGUGUGGACGACCCAAACCCUCGGUCACCCUGAAGGGUCCGGACCAGAACCCAGUGACCAGCAACAACCGCUUCACCAUAGACAUCAGGGAUACAGGUGACAUCCUGUUGAAGAUCUGUAACCUGAUGCCUCAGGACACAGGGAUCUACACCUGUGUUGCCGUUAACGACCACGGCUCUGCCUCAUCCUCCGCUUCCAUCAAAGUGCAAGGUAUCCCAGCAGCCCCUGGGCGGCCGGUGGCUCAGGAGGCCAGCAGCACGGCGGUGAUGAUCCAAUGGCCACCUCCAGCUUCCUCUGCUCACUGCAGUGUGAGCAGCUACACUGUGGAGUACAGACAGGAAGACUCGUUGCUAUGGCAGCAGGUGGCCAGCAGCAAAGAGGAGUGUGUUCAGAUCGACGCUCUGAUCCCUGGAGGUCACUAUCAGUUCAGAGUGCGAGCCUCCAACCGCUGGGGGGUCGGCCCUCCCUCCGAACCCUCCAACAUGAUCACACUGCCCAGCACCAACUCUGGGUAUGAUGGAACAGGGAUCCAGUGGAAAGAAAACUUUGAGUCGACUUUCUCUGAAAUCUGUGAGAUCGGAAGGGGACGAUUUUCAGUGGUGAGAAAAUGUCUCAACAAAUCUACAAAGAAAGAGGUUGCGGUUAAAUUUGUGAGUAAGAAGAUGCAGAAGAAGGAGCAGGUGGCUCAUGAGGCGGACGUCCUCCAACACGUGCAGCAUCACCAGCUGGUGGCGCUGCUGGACACGUACGAGUCUCCAACCUCUCUGAUGCUGAUCAUGGAGCUGCUGGAGGACGGGCGUUUGCUCGACUACCUGGUGGCCUGUGAUGAGCUGAUGGAGGAGAAGUUGGCGUUCUUCAUCAGAGAGACACUCGAGGCCCUGCAGCACCUUCACACCUGCAGAGUGACACACCUGGAUCUGAAGCCUGAGAACAUCAUGGUGGACCUCCACUCUCACACCCCGGGCAUUAAACUCAUCGACCUCGGUGAUGCCGUCCAGCUGUCCGCUCACCGCCGGUACGUCCACCUCUUGCUCGGAAACCCAGAGUUCGCUGCACCUGAGCUCAUCCGUGGGACUCCAGUCUCUGUCGCCACGGACAUGUGGAGCGUGGGCGUGUUGGCCUACGUGAUGCUCAGUGGGGUUUCCCCGUUUCUGGAUGAGUCACCGGAGGAAACCUGCGUGAACAUCUGCCGCCUGGACUUCUGCUUCCCGGAUGAAUACUUCCGAGAUGUGAGCCAGGCGGCGAGGGACUUCGUGUCCUCGUUGCUGCAGCAGGAUCCCAGGAAGAGGCCAAGCGCUACUUCCUGUCUGCAGCACCCUUGGGUGGGCCGCGGGGGGGCACACGGUGGGGAACACUCCAAGAAGCCCCUGGACACUACGCGGCUGGCCACAUUUAUUGACAGGAGAAAACAGCUGCAUGACGUCCGGCCCAUCACUAAUAUCAAAGGGCUGGUGAGCAGCAGCAUGGGAAACACACUGUGACCACCGGGACCCCAACAAUAACAUUACCAUAUAUUUUAAGCAUUUCAUUUUAUCCUGUAUUUAUUAAUGUGUGCGUGGGAAAGGGAUUUGGUGCCUGGAUUUGUCAUGUAGUGCGAGAUUGAAUCCUCUUCCAAGGACCAGUCAGACCAAACUUAUAAUAAGAAGAUGAAAUAAUUGAAAUAAAUGGCUGAAUUAUAUUUAUUUAUUGACUAACACUAGAUCACCUAGUUUCAACAAUUACAUAAGAAGCGGGUUCCAAAAACUGCCUAAAACACCCAAUAAAACCCAAAGAAAAAAUCUAAAAGUUGAGAAAAUUAGCAUUUAGAAAACACACUGUGAGCAAACAUUAUGGCAACAUAUUAGUUUAUAUUUGUAAUAUUUAUUUUUACAGGGAGAGAGUGUAUAUUGGAGGCAAGCGGAGCCAGUUACGUUAGGAGAUAAUCUGAUCUUGUAUCUUUUUCACUUGGAUCUGUAGAGAGGAUCACUCACCAACUGAAAAGCAUUUACCACCCAUGAUCAGAUCACAUACUUUUGCUAACAUGACUGAGCAUAUUAAAAAGGCUUAGUGAGUGUAUACAGUGACCAAUGAGGGAAUGCACUGUGAAAAACCUGCUAAAGAUGCAUUUGUUUUCAUAUAGUCUGAUUUGAAUGAGAAAGACUCACGAAAGAGAGUCUAAAGAAAAUGUUGGUUUGGUUGCUGUUUUAAUCCUGGACCUCUAUCAAGAAGCCUUUGACUGGAUUACCAGAACCUGGGGAUUAAUUCACAAAAUAAUUGUGAGACAAAAUAUAAACCAAUUGACCCGAUAGCAUGCAUGUUCUGGUAACUGUGGCAUUGAAUGCAUAGUGAUUUGUUAAAUGCAAAGGUCAUGCCCUAUCUCGUAAUUCUAAAGAAACCCCAUGGUUUUGCUAUCCUCUGAAAUGUAAUAGCUUUUUCUCUUGUCUAACAAGCUUCAUGAAUAUCGCGCUGACAAACAAAAAACAAGCUUAAAAAAUAACCUCCAUGUUGGUGAAGGUAACAAUUACUUGCUUGUCCAAAUGACUUGUGGGAAAUUCCUUGUUUACGUAGAAAAUAACUAAAAAGUCUGAACGGUAGAGAGCAAAAACAACUAGUCUCAAACAGGAUAUUUCAUUCUUAUUUGUGCGUUUGGUAUGAAGUAUAACAGAUCAUUUUUGAAUGACAAUAUAUAAAAACUGCAGCUGUGAUUUAAACCCCCAACACGUAAAGCUUCUUGGACUGGAUGCAACAGCGCUGAACCCUCGCUAUGAUAUACUUUUUUAUUUAUUGAAUGUUUAUUUAUUCCAGAACUGAGGUUGAUAGUGAAAUCAUAUUUGGAUAUGUGACCUGGAGCAGUCUGUCUUCGCUAGGUGAAGAAAUCAAACUGAACUGAACAGCUGCUGGACUAUAGCAGCAGAGUUCACGUUGUUAAUAGUGUCCUAGUGAACCGCUGGAUUUACAUCAAAUCACUGACUGAUCCAAACUGAACUGAACCGUCAUGAACUACACCAACUGGGCUAAAGUUGUAGCAUCAGUACAUUGAAGGUGAAAAACGGAAUACAGAGGACGACUGGACCUUUUACAGGAGAAGGCACCGUGGAGACUGAAGCCCUUUCUAUAGGACACUUAUCAUUCGUUGAUAUCACUAUUACAAAAAAGGUAGAAUAAUCAGGGAUAACCUGCAUGUAAAUUCACCAGGUAUGGUUUAGAAAUCAGGUUUAGAAAUCUGUCUUGUUUCUUAAACAAAAACCUGUGACAUUUGGUGUUAAGGUGGGAAAUUAACUUGUUUGUACAUUUGUGGAGCAGCCACUGUGGAAAGUAACCAGCCAUAGCGGUAGUAAUUUGUCUUGUUAAAUAGUUGAUGUGGCUGCUAACUCGGGUCUUUAGACAGAAGAGUCCAUUUACUGUCUUGUUUCUACUGAUGAAUGUAAACAAAUUGUAGAAUGUGUUCUGCCAUCACAAGUGCUGUCCUCUGCUUUCACCACGCUCUUUUCCCUCCUAAGCAUUUAGUGUACUACUAUAGUAAGCGUUUAUUUAAGCCAGGGAUGCAGAAUGGUGCAAAUGUAAGCUCAUACAAAAACAUCCGUGCAAAUCUACAUGUUUUUUUAUUAUAGCUGUAACAAGAUCUUUUCAGGUACUAAUGUUCUGCUGUUUUAUCUCAGAUUCAUCUUCUCAUCAGGGACAAAGCAUAGAGUGCUCUACACAAAACACAGCAUUAUUUUUGAACAUGUGUUAUUCAUCUCCUACUACUAAACAGAACAGCUUUGUGUUCAAUUAUUCAAUAAUAAAUACAGAAGUAGUGCUUCAAGGCUGCGGCUAACUGUAUCAACUAACAAGCUGAUGUAUAAAUGCUGUUAACAUUAGUGCUAAAACAAACGGCAUUAAAAACAAUGGUUGUAUUUCAUAUUGGUCUUUGGAGACUCAAAGUGUUCAUUCAGUUUCUGAAACCUGAGGACAAAGUGACGUUAUGAAUGAAACAAUCAGGCGAAAUGUCUACAGUAUUAAAAACAGAUGCAUGCAAAAGGAAACUGUUGAUAUUAAAUAGUGAGCUCUGUUUUAGCAAAAGAUAAGAUGGACUUUUAUUAAUCCCUCGUGGGGAAAUUGUUUCCCUGCAUUUGACCCAUCCUGUGUUAGGAGCAGUGUGCUGCCAUUUUGAACGGCGCCCGUGGAGCAGUGUAGGGAACGGUGCCUUGCUCAGGGACACCUCGGUAGCACCUGGUCUUUCCGGGACUUGAACUGGUGACCUUUCCAGUUGCCAAGCCAAGUCCCUAUCGACUUCGCCACCACCGCCCCUUUAACAGGAAACAGGAUUAUACCACAAGUCAUGGCUUUAACACAUUUUGUAUUAUUCAUACAAUAGAUAUUCUAUAAUGUCUUAUUACUGUUGAAGAAUUGAACGCUUUGAGCCUCCAUAUGAAACCUCAACUGUUAGCUAAGAAACCUACAGUUGUUUCUCUUGAAUGAAAUACCCUGACUGCCUCGCUUUAAGCUGACAGAAGUGCUUCGACUGCAUGAUUAAACAAUAAGGGUUUAUCAAAUGUUGCUAAAAAUGUAGGAUAAUCCGGAAUGCCUGAAGCAAAUGUUUGUCAUUUCUUUAAAGAAAAAUAAUAAUUAACAUCAGAUUGUGAAGACUGAAAGCAAAAUUCAGUUACAGUUUGUGGUCCCUAAACAUUUCCCCAUGUGCUGUUUUUCUUUUACAGUAAACAUUUAUUUACUUUUUGUUUACAUUUCAACUGAAAAA